CCGCCCCCAGGGCAUAAAUCCAGGUGCGCUCACCUGGCGCGCAGGUAAAGGCUGCCGCUCUCCGCCAUGGCUAACUCGGGCUUGCAGCUGCUGGGCUUCGCGCUGGCCUUGCUGGCCCUCAUCGCCAACAUGACGGCCACCAUCCUGCCCCAGUGGAAGGUCUCCUCCUUCGCCGACGGCACCAUCAUCACCGCGCAAUCCUAUUACAUCGGCCUGUGGAUGGAGUGCGUCGUUCAGAGCACCGGGCAACUCCAGUGCAAGAUCUACGACUCCAUGCUGGGACUGGAGAGUGA
Molecule: messenger RNA, 293 nt
Organism: Thamnophis elegans (Western terrestrial garter snake)
Lineage: Eukaryota; Metazoa; Chordata; Lepidosauria; Squamata; Natricidae
Product: claudin-1-like
Exons: 1
Biological process (GO): cell adhesion; bicellular tight junction assembly
Cellular component (GO): plasma membrane; bicellular tight junction
Molecular function (GO): structural molecule activity
Source: RefSeq, a predicted model, not a curated record